Messenger RNA from Cyclopterus lumpus (lumpfish), 8124 nucleotides. RefSeq names its product DLC1 Rho GTPase activating protein (gene dlc1). NCBI's taxonomy places the organism in Eukaryota, Metazoa, Chordata, Actinopteri, Perciformes, Cyclopteridae. The coding region runs from base 635 to 6313 and encodes 1892 amino acids. The record is from RefSeq and is a predicted model, not a curated record. Gene Ontology annotation, cellular component: focal adhesion; membrane raft. Gene Ontology annotation, molecular function: GTPase activator activity; protein binding; lipid binding. Gene Ontology annotation, biological process: signal transduction; actin cytoskeleton organization; regulation of Rho protein signal transduction. The transcript has 18 exons.
UAACGCAGAACAAGAAAAGUCCACUGGGAAGAGGAACGCGACAAGAGAAGAAGGCGAGAGGAAGUUUCUGAAAUAGUGAGGAGUAAAAGUACAUUUGAGGAGUGUGGGGAGAAUAAAUGCGUACAGUGUGCUGGGUGAGUUGUCAGACGGGGGAUGGGGCUCCAAGGAUGUGACUCAGACUCUCUGUCAAAACCAGCGGGGAGGGAACCUGAUGAGAAAAAGGACAGAACGGAGGAGAGCAGGGGUGGAGUGGGGGAAAGAAAACCCGGCCCCUCGAACACCACCCCGACUCUUUGGCAUUCAGCGUCAGCAAAAACCCUAAUGUGAUCAAGAUGGAAGUUGUCUUUGGACUUUUCACUGCUCCCCGGCUUUCUAACUGCCUUUGGGGGCUUCAGUUUUUUUCCGACAGUUUUACAGCGAAGAUCCUGACUGGAGUCCAGAAAAUGGCUUGCAGAAACUAAGACUAAGGACUGCUUACACAAUUAAACGGAUGUCGAGUCACUUGAAAAGAGAUGGAUUCAUAUUUCCCAAACAACUACGCAUUUCUUUCCGUGGAUGAAUGAAAAGAAUAUCUGGUUCUCCACUUUUCCCUGCCCUCAUAAGCAGCUCUAUGGGAUAGCACUGGCUGUCCACCAUGCCAGUAGCCAUACGGAAAAGAAGUUGGGAGGAGCACGUGACUCAUGCUUCAGGAUUACAGUACAGCUAUGAUGAUCUGGACCUGGUCUGCUGUCAUGGGGUGGGCAGCGAGGGGCCUUGGAUGGGAGCAGGGUCUUCAAAACAAGGUCGACGGACGAGGUGUGCCUCCAUGCCUGAGGGCUGCCACCAACUGCCCACACAGGACCUGGCUCAGACACUUGAGGUGACGGCCUCGGUUGUGUGUGAUAACACUGCAUCAGAACAGCUGAAGCUAAUGGACAGUGAUGUAAAAGUUCCAGUGGAUUUGUCAGUUCAUGGUCCUAAUGAGCUGGUGGAUGUUAAUAUUGCCCAUAGGGCCUCUGAAUCAGAGCAUCUCCAUAUCGCAAACAUUGGGAAGUCUGGAGAUUUUCACUGUAACUCAAACAGGGAAAUUAUUUCUUGUGCAAUUUGUAGCAGCAGUCAUACGAAGAAGACUAUCAAUGGUGAAAUUGGCGGUGAGAGUAGCCUGAGUCACAACAUCUGCAAUGACGAUAAUGUCUUUAAAAGUCCACAUAUCUCACGUGAAGGGCAACAAUGCAUCUUUAUCUCUUCCAACAAUGGGCCUCUACUGUCUAGAUUGGCUGGUGAACCGCCUGGCAAACUUCCAAAUCAUCAGGAAACAAAGGAGAGCCAUACAGAGGGUUACAGCAGACCUCCUGAAAUCUCUGAGGCCGCACUAAACCAGUUCUCUGCUGAACUGGAACCUCAAACUGACCUUCCAGAUCUCGAGGGAGAGAAGAUUUCCACUUUUGGCCAUGCUGAUACAAGUGUAACCUUACCGGUCGGUGUGCUACACAGUUCAGUUAAUACGAUGGAGAGUGGUGAUGUGAUGUCACAGGCUAACAACACUGUGGAAACAGUUGUGACUUUAGUGGUAGAGGAAGUAUGUGACAAAGGAGUAUCUGAACACCAGAGCACAGAGGCUGCUGUCAAGCUGGAUGGAUUAAAUGACCCAGAAACUCUAAAUGAAAAUACAGGACUUCACUCAAGCGAGGCACAAGGAGUCGAGCAGGAUCAUCACGACUGUCCUGGGGGUUUGGAUCCGGCUCAUGGUUGUGAAAUAUCCCACCAGGCAUUGUUGGAGCCGUGUAAUGCUGGGAUGACAGCGAUGAAGGGGCCUCAGGGAGAGGAAAGUGCACAAGAAGAAGGCAGCCAGAAAGCAGCAGCAGAGGUCAGGUAUGAGCCAAUCAUAUCAUCCGAUACAUGUUUCAAUGGGCAGUGUUGCUCUGUGACAGUUAACAGCAACAUGUCAUCUGAAAAACUGGAUACUGGAUAUUUAGAAGAAAACCCCAUGCAUACGAAAAUGACCCAGUCUUCAGACCAGUAUGUGGAAACGACGACCUCCAUUAGUCAACCAAUAGAAAACACUGAUGUAAGAGAGUUGGCUUGUUGUGACGAUGAAACCAUAGCCCUGCAGUUGGAUACUAUCCCAGAAGUUAGCUAUGUGGAGCCAGAUGACACCCCUGUACUGGAUCCUCAAAAGAACAUCGCCUCAGAUUUUAACCAAAAUCCACAUGUUCAGCAGUCUCAUAUGGAUGUUAAACAUGCAGGAUCCGAACAGCAAACUGAAAACUUGCCACCGUGCCCUGCUGAGGUCAACGAUGAGCUCUCACCAGGGGGACUCCAUGGCAACCAAGCCCUUGGUUGUUACCUCAGUGAGUCACCUGCCUCCGAGGUGGCAGAUGGUCAGAGGGAACACCAGAGGCCGGGAGCCACAGUCUCGAGAAUGGACGUGCACGCCGUUAUUCACAAUGACACACAACUUGCCAGUCCAGCUUUAGAAGGAACGAAUGAAGCUGGAGAUCCAAAAGUGGACGGCGUGGUCCAAGUGCGUAUGAGAAAGCGUGAGCAUGCUCGUCUGGACUCAAUGGUGUUGCUGUUGAUGAAGCUGGACCAGUUGGACCAGGAAAUAGAGAAUGCCCUCAGUGCCACCUCCUCCAUGGACAGCACGCCAACCCUUCAUCGACGACCACUCCAGGAGUUUGAUUUAGGAUCUGUGCCAGCAGCAUCACAAAAUCCUCCACAUCCACAUCUUCUUGCUGCCUGCACCUCAGGACCUACACCAGCCCUUGGAGCGAAACCUAAGAGUGGGAGCACAUCUACCAUUCCUGAGACAGAACAAGCUGAGAUCGAAGCCAAAGAGGCCUGUACCUGGCUCCGAGCAGCAGGGUUCCCACAGUACGCCCAGCUUUAUGAAGACCCUCUCUGUUUAGAUGCCCUAUUCCCCAUCGACAUCUCUUCAGUCACCAGAGACCAUGACUUCCUUGACCGGGACGCUAUUGAGGCUCUCUGCAGGAGACUGAACACCCUCAACAAGUGUGCUCUAAUGAGACUGGAGAUAUCACCGCAAAGAAAAAGAAGCGAGGACUCUGAUGAGGACGAGCCUUGUGCCAUCAGUGGCCGCUGGACCUUCCAGAGGGACAGCAAGCGCUGGUCCCGUAUGGAGGAGCUGGAGGUUUUUUCCACAUUGCCCACGGACGCUGCCCCACCCUCAUUCCCCAAGGAUCAGAUAUCCCAGAAAGGCAAGCUCGCCCUGCUUGAAGGCAAUAGUUCAGAGAGUGUGCUGACCGACCUCAGUGAGCAGCCGGAAGUGGGCUCCAUCCACAGCAGUGGAAGUAGAGGAAGAGGAGAAGAGAAGAGCCACGGAAGAGAAGAACCUGCUCUGACAAAUGAAGCCGUACCCACCGGUGCCACUCGUGCCAGCUCUGUAGCUAGCAUGUGUUCGUCCUCGGGCACGGGCGGGUCGGGAUGUGUUAAUGAGGACUCUCUGUCUGAUGGGAUGCCUCCAUCACCCCUGGAGACACUCGGACAGUUCACCUUUGAUAUGAAAGCAGGGAUGGGGGGGCAGGGAGGAAGUCUGGACAUUGGAGGUGACAGCGGCAAAAGCACACGAUCAAGAGCUAAGAGCUUCCUCAAGAGGAUGGAGAGUCUACGGCUGCGCAGCGGCACCUCCUCCAAGAGAAAGAAGAAGGUGAGCGCCAGUGGAGGGAAGAUAGAAAUCAGUGGCCCUGUCAUCAAAGAGGGUCUGGAUGAUGACAAGUUGCGGAGGCUCAACUGUGUGGACAUCUCCAGUAUCAACCUCAACCAGAACCUCAAUCACCAACGCAAUCCCACUCAGACGAUGACGCUUAACCGGAAUCGCUCUGUAUCCUACUCCACUCAGACCAGCAACGGCAGCACUGGAAGUACUGGGAGCAGCCAGUCUGAAGCUAGCAGUGAAAGUGCAGUGAGCACACCGAGCCCAGUGACUCGCGCUCGCAGCCACAGCACAGUGGCGGGCUCUAGUAAGAGGGGAGGAAUGUAUUUGGAGGGUUUUGAUCCUUUCAGCAUUCCCCAACAAGAUUCAGAUCGACAGCCAACACCCCCACCCAAAUCUGCCCCACCCAUCCCCUGCCAAGCUAGUAAAGGGAGAACAGUUGAUGAGCAAAAUAACAGGAACAACUGCAGUGUUCGAGACAAUAGCAGACAAGCGGAAGAAGAAGAAGAAGAAGAGGAGGGAGAGGACGGCAUGAUCUUCUUCUUCUUACCAGAAGGUCACAAGCCUGGAACCUUCCCCAAGGCCCUGCAGGAUGGGAGUUCACGCAAUAACAAUGGGAAUGAUAACGGGAACUCAGUGAUCCUCAGGGGGCGGCAAAGUAGACGCCAGCGCCAUUGCUCUUCAGGCUCUGUCGACAGUCGGCUCAGUUUUUAUGACAACGUCCCCUACAAUGAGAGGGAGGAGGAGGAGGGAGAGGAGGAAGAGGGGGAUGAACGGAAACUGGAGCAAGUGCUACAACACGUCAGUGGUUUGCAGCGGUUUGUUAAUGCCUGGUCAGAGGUUGUGGCCUGCGAAGAGGAGGAAGAGGAGGAGGAGGAAGAGGAGGAAGGAGACUCAGAUUCGGCACUGGACUCAGCCUCCCCGUGCCCGUCCUCUCCUCUGCAGAACCGACUGGAGGAGACAGAGAAUGGAAGUGACCAAGACAGCACAGGAAACCCGCUGGGAGAGGGAGAGGAAGGGAUGAGAGAGAGAAGAGACUCUGGUGUCGGGGCAUCUCUAACCAGAACCAGCAGACCACAGAAACUCCGCUGGCCGAGCUUCCAGAACUCCCACCGGCCCAGCUUGGCCUCGGCCCAGCUCCAGAUUAGCUGCCAAUCUGUUCUACAGAUGAAUCUGCUCCAGAAGUUCUCCCUGCUGCAGCUCACUGCUCUGCUGGAGAGACACACCCCUACAAACAAACAUGGUUUCAGCUGGGCUGUGCCAAAGUUUAUGAAGCGCAUCAAGGUUCGGGACUACAAAGACAGGAAUGUGUUCGGUGUGCCACUACAAGUCAUCGUCCAGCGAACAGGCCAGCCCCUCCCUCAGGGAAUUCAGCAAGCCAUGCGCUAUUUACGCAACCAAUGUCUUGACCAGGUGGGACUUUUCAGGAAAUCAGGCGUUAAAUCUCGUAUCCAAGCUCUCCGUCAGAUGAAUGAGGCGAGCGGCGUAGAUGGGGGAGGCGUCAACUACGAGGGCCAAUCGGCUUAUGACGUUGCAGACAUGCUGAAGCAGUACUUCAGAGAUUUACCAGAACCCCUGCUCACGAGCAAGCUGUCUGAGACCUUCCUCCAGAUUUAUCAAUACAUGCCGAAGGAGCUCCGUCUGCAGGCAGCGCGUGCUGCCGUGCUGCUGCUGCCCGAUGAGAACCGCGAGGCGCUGCGGACGCUGCUGUGUCUGCUGAGCGAUGUGACGGCCAGCGUGUCUGAGAACCAGAUGACUCCCACCAACCUGGCUGUUUGUCUGGCCCCGUCCCUCUUCCACCUCAACACCCUGCGCCGCAAGGAGAGCUCCUCGCCACGGGUGAUGAACAGGAAGCAGACACUGGGAAAGCCGGACCAGAGAGACCUGAAUGAGAACCUGGCUGCCACUCAUGGCCUGGCACACAUGAUUCAGGAGUGCAGCAAACUCUUCCGGAUGCCAGAGGAGAUGAAUCGCUGCAGGAACUCCUAUGUGGAGCAGGCGUUGCUCCCGCGCCGCUUGCAGGAACUCGCCGGUGAGGAGGCCGGGCCGGGAGGUUACAGGGUCUGCCUGCAGGAAAGCCUAGACGCCCUCCUCAAAGACGCCAAGGACAAGUUUAAAGGUUACGACAGCUGCUCCACACCUGAGCAUGCAGAACUUGCCUGUAGGAAGGUGCAUGAUGGUUUUCCACUGCGGCUGUGGAAGGUGACCGUGGAGGUGCCUGCGAGUCCUGAGGAGGUUCUCAUGCGAGUGCUGCGGGAGCAGGGCUACUGGGAUGAGGACCUGCUGGAGAGCCGGGUGGUGGAGACCCUGGAUGAGAGGACAGAGGUCUACCAGUAUGUCAGGAAUACCAUGGCACCACAUCCCACCAGAGACCACCUGGUGCUCAGAACGUGGGUAACGGACCUGCCGAAGGGAGCGUGUGCACUGGUGUGUACAUCUGUGGACCAUGAAGGCGCACGUGUUGUGGGCGUCCGGACCAAUGUCCUCACCUCUCGCUACUUCAUCGAGCCCUGUGGAACCAACAAAUCCAGACUCACACAUAUUUCCAGGAACGACUGCAGGGGUCGUUUCCCAGAGUGGUACAAUAAACUAUAUGGACACUUGUGCGCUGCUGAGGUGGCGCGGAUACGUGACUCAUUCACAGUGCCCAUGGACAAAUAAGAAAGCAGUGUGCAAUUUGGACAACAGCGCCUUUGAAACAUCAUUUGGAUUCGACAGAGGACUCAAAAUGACUCAUUCCACCAGAGAGGAAGAUGGGGUGCAAGCCUCUUUAUAGUCAGAUUUUAAGGACAAAUCCUGGAUCCUGGAUUGAAGGAAUGUUUUGCUUUGAUUUUGUGACAACAGACUGACAUCAUCGUUUAAAACUGUUCCGUUUGGGCGCUCAGUGUGCUGCCAAGAGGACUUGUGACACACAAAAAACUUAUCUGGGCCAAAAGACAUGAUGUCGCUGAUACAGGAUGUGAUCCAAAGGGUGCUGUAGCUUCUGAGAAGCAUGUGUGUGUGUGUGUGUGUGUGUGUGUGUGUGUGUGUGUGUGUGUGUGUGUGUGUGUGUGUGUGUGUGUGUGUGUGUGUGUGUGUGUGUGUGUGUGUGUGUGUGUGUGUGUGUGUGUGUGUGUGUGUGUGUGUGUGUGUGUGUGCGUGUUCAAAGCAACAAACGGUUAUUAGAUACAUAUUCUUCCCACUGGUUUUCCAGUGGCAGCAUAAUGUGUACAUACAGUAUUCUGUUCACAGUCGUGGUAUGUGUCUGUCUUGUGUUAGCUCUGUCCCGUUAUUGUGUUACAGCAUGGCACAGGAGGAAUAUAGACAAUAUUAUGGUCAGUUGAUUGAUGGAUCCAUGAGUGAAGAAAGAUGUGAAUUUGCUGGUAAUAUGCAGAGUGAGUAUAGAGACAAUAGGCGGGAUAGAGUGGGAUGACAGGUGGCUGAUAGCAGGGUUUAAGUGUUUCAGGAGAGGAAGUCAAAGACGGAUGAGAAUCGGUGGCUGGCACACCAAAAAGAGAGUGAACUAGCAAAGAAAUGGCCUCAUUUCCAAACAUACACAUAUACAUCCAUUCAUGUUGCCCUUGAAGAUGCGAGGGCAACAUGAGUUUCUGUGCUAGCAACAUGACAUAGUAGAAACAUAAUAGAAACAGUCAAAGGAAGUGGUUGUGACCGAGACAAGGAAUGUUGCAUAUUUUACAGGAUCACACCAACAAAGCUAGAAUUUAAUACCAACAGAUCUAGCUAUAUUAAUGGACCAAAUUUUUAAAAAAGAAGCUAAAACAAGUAGCUUUCAAAUAUUGAGCUUUUCCUCAAGAGCACAGUCAAUUCACUUUUUUAUUGUUUAAGGAUGGACUUGUAUAGGUUUUGAAAAAUAAGACAAAUAUUGAUUUCACAAUAAUUUUGAUGUACAUGAGAACAGACAACAACAAUGCACUGUUCUAACUUGCAACAGAAACCUCCGGCUAGUCAUAUAAAGAUGAGAAGUAAACAGACAAAAUGGGCCUUUUAUAAAGGUGGAGAUUUUACAGGUUUUACUGUAAAGAAGAGGGCAGAUUGAAUGUUUGUGUGAUUUCAAAGGAAGGAAAACGAUCUUUGUGUAAGCUUCUUUCUCUGUACUGUCGUGUCAGUGUUUAAAAAGAAGUAAGAGAUUUAGGUCCUCAUGACCUUCUUCAUUCAUAACACUCACGCUUCAAUCUGAGGGCGCGCAUAUUUCGUGUUGAGUUGUAUGAUUAAUUCGCUACGCCAUUGUUCAUAUCGUAAACGUUCGUACCUUUAACUGUGUCUCCGCCAAAUAAUAACGCAUGACAAUUAGUUAAUUUAAAACAAAUAUAUUUAUACCUCAGAUAUAUGUUUGUUUUGUAUCAUACCAUUUUAUUUUAUUGUAAAUGUUAAGCUUUGUGUUACAGAAAUGAACAAAUGUUUUAUCUUUUUUAUUAAUAUUAUUUCUGUACAGGUUAAUCAAAGUGCACUAUUAAAUGUAUUAAAAUAAGAAA